Messenger RNA from Topomyia yanbarensis, 780 nucleotides. RefSeq names its product zinc finger BED domain-containing protein 6-like. NCBI's taxonomy places the organism in Eukaryota, Metazoa, Arthropoda, Insecta, Diptera, Culicidae. The record is from RefSeq and is a predicted model, not a curated record. Bases 1 to 612 code for a protein of 203 amino acids. The transcript has 3 exons.
AUGUUACAACAAACAUCGCGCGUGUGUAACGAAGGAGCGCUCGGUUACGAAUCUGAUGGUCCGAGAGGAAUGCAGGUAACGAAUGCGUUAAUAUAUUAUAUCACCAAGGAUAAUCUGUCACUGAAUGCAGUGCACAAACCUAGAUUUCGACGUUUUAUAAAAACUGUGAGUCCUUUGUACAACUGCCCCCAUGAGACCCAGUUUAUCAAGCUGAUACAUAAUAAAUACGAAACUUUGAAAGAAACCAUCAGAAACCGCCUCCGUUCAACGGGUAGCAUUUGUCUAACAACAGAUAUAUGGACCGAGAUGAUGAACGUUAAAAGCUACUUGGGAAUAACAGGACAUUUCAUUCAUGAUUCAGACUUCCAGCUUAUGUCUUGUCUGUUGGGAGUUAUCAAGUGCGAUCAAUCGAAAACCGGUGCAUACAUAGCCGACUUACUAUUGGAUUGCUGUAAUGAUUGGGACAUCGAGCUUGAUAAUGUGUCAUGCGUUGUAACUGAUAACGGCGCGAACAUAGUGAACGCCGUGAAACUUCAAUUCGGUGAAAAACGUCACCUUCCUUGCUUUGCGCAUACAUUGAAUUUGAUUGCAAGCAAAUCUGUACCCUUGUAAAACGAAGCGUAUGGAGCAUGUCUGGACCCAGUUAUUGAUUCAGAUGAUGAAGAUGUUGACGAAUCAGAUAUCGACGAUGCUAAACAUAAUUCUCCUAAAGAAAACAUGAUUAUUUUAAUAAAGAAAAUGAAGCGAAUAAUUAAAUUUUUCAAGAAAAGUGAAACUGCA